Molecule: messenger RNA, 3058 nt
Organism: Peromyscus eremicus (cactus mouse)
Lineage: Eukaryota; Metazoa; Chordata; Mammalia; Rodentia; Cricetidae
Gene: Lrrd1
Product: leucine rich repeats and death domain containing 1
Exons: 6
Coding region: 393-2966 (857 amino acids)
Molecular function (GO): protein binding
Source: RefSeq, a predicted model, not a curated record
ACAAUCAGACAUUCGCCGCGCGCGCGCCCCCUGCCGACCACGGGGCGCCGCAGGCCAGGCUCCGCAGCGGCACUUAGGACUGCCAGGCCAAGGCCAGGUUCGGUUCCAGCCUCGAUGUCCGCAGCACCUGCAGCCCUGAGCAUCCCCCUCCCUUCCCGCUCCCAGCCUGCGGCUUCUAGUGAUUGCAUUCUGUCCCACGCGGCUGUAGCCGCCGCCGCCGCCCCGUGCUCUUCUUCCCACACCCGUGGAAGCAAUUUGUUGAUGUCACUUUCUGUGAAAAAGUCCUGUGGUGACCUGAAUGUCCACAUCUUUCAGACAGGUUCAUAGGAAAAAAGUACAUAAAAAAGUAGAGGUACAGUCUUGAAGCGGUGGAAGAGCUGCCAGUCAAUACAAUGUCUGAAGAUGAGAAUAACUUGGAGCCUGAAGGAGUCUCUAGAUCCGAGUUACUGGAGGAGCCUGGAUUUAUUGAAGAAACACCAGAGUUCUUAGAUGAAUCUUUUCCGUACUUGGGAAGGAGAGAAUCCAAUCAGAUUUAUGAAGAAAAUCCUUUAAAGGGCCUAGAACAGCCAACAGCUUCCUCUUCAAGCCUGCUUAACAGAGAUGAAGAGAAAAAGAAAACAGUUCCGCUUUCUGAUACCAGCAUAGACGAUGUCACCCCACUGUCAAAACCAGAAUCACCCCAGGGCUCCGUGUCAUCGGAGAUGGUGGAAACUGAAGACUAUGCACAAGUCAUAUUCCCAUCUGGGGACAAAGUUAGUCCACAAGCCUCUGAAGAAAGUGAGGAAGAACUGGACUCAGAGGAAGAUAACUUUACAGUUAAUCUUGAGGCCAAGGGUUUACAAGAAUUCCCUGUGGACCUUUUAAGAGUCCAAUAUGUAAAAUAUCUAUAUUUAGAUAAGAAUCAAAUAAAAACUUUCCAAGGGGCAGAUCCAGGGGAUCUGCUAGGACUUGAGAUUCUGUCCCUGCAAGAAAAUGGACUGCCAUUAAUUCCCUUGGAAAUUCAGUUGCUUCACAAUUUAAGGAUACUAAAUGCCAGUUACAACCAGAUAUCAUACAUACCUAAAGAACUAUUACAACUUGGGAAUAUGAGAGAACUCUUUCUAAAUAGUAAUUAUAUUGAGGAUUUACCUUCUUCUGGCUUGGAAAAUCUUGCAAAUUUGGAAACGUUAAGUUUGGGUAAAAAUAAGUUAACACAUAUACCAGAGUCUCUGUCUAGUUUGAAAAACUUGCAAAUUCUUAAUCUGGAAUAUAACCAUUUAACAAUAUUUUCUAAAUCCCUUUGCUUCCUUCCAAAGUUAAUUUCACUAAACCUUACUGGAAACAUGAUAGGCAGUUUGCCUAAAGAAGUUAGGGAGCUGAAAAACUUAGAACAACUUUUAAUGGAUCAUAAUAAACUUACUUUUUUGUCUGUGGAAAUUUUUCAGUUGCCCAAAAUAAAAGAACUUCAGCUAGCUGACAAUAAAUUGGAAGCUAUUUCGCCUAAAAUUGAGAAUUUCAGAGAACUCAGACUUCUUAACCUUGAUAAAAACUUAUUGACAAACAUACCAAAGAAAAUUUCCCACUGUGUAAUGUUGGAAUGUCUUAGUCUCAGUGAUAAUAACAUAGAAGAGCUUCCUAGAAAAUUCCAUAGGCUUAAAAAUUUGAGACAACUUCAUGUAAACAGAAAUAAAAUGAUAAAAAUGGCUGAGGAAAUCUCGCAUCUUAGUAAUAUAGACAGCCUGGAGUUUUCAGGCAAUCAAAUCACACAUGUUCCGAUUGAAAUAAAAAACUGCAGAAAAAUAACCAGAGUUGAAUUAAAUUAUAACAAUAUAAUGUAUUUCCCAGUGGGGUUGUGUGCGUUACCGUCACUUGACUACUUGAGUUUUAAUGGAAAUUAUAUUUCAGAAAUCCCUAUGGAUAUAUCUUUCAGUAAGCAGCUGCUUCAUUUAGAGUUGAAUAGAAACAAACUCCCCAUAUUUUCAGAACACAUAUGUUCUCUCACAAAUCUUGAAUACCUGGAUCUUGGUAGAAACCAAAUAAAGGCAAUUCCGCCCUGUAUCUCUGCUAUGGUAUCACUCCAUGUGCUCAUUCUGGCUGGUAAUAAGUUUGCAAUUUUCCCAAAGGAACUGUGUGCUUUAAAAAACCUGCAAGUACUUGAUAUUUCAGAAAAUCAGUUACAGAAAAUAACUUCAGAAAUAUCUAAGCUAAAAGGGAUCCAGAAAUUAAACUUAUCAAGCAAUCAGUUCAUACAUUUCCCUCUUGAAGUGUGCCAACUUCCAACACUGGAGGAGCUGAACAUAAGUCAGACAAGUGGGAAAAAGUUAACAAGAAUUCCAGAAGAUCUGUGUUAUAUGACUCAACUCAAAACACUCGACAUCUCGAACAAUGCAAUCAAAGAGAUUCCAAGAAAUAUAGGGGAGCUGAGCAGUCUGGUUAGUCUACUUGCAUACAACAAUCAAAUAAGUACUCUUCCACCAUCCUUUCUGUCUUUAAAAGUUCUACAGCACCUAGACAUCAGAGGAAACAGUCUGACAGCCCUGCCUAGUGCUAUCUAUAGUCUUUUGUCGUUGAAAGAGAUAAAUUUUGAUGACAAUCCUUUGUUGAGACCACCGAUGGAAAUCUGUAGAGGAAAACAGCUGCAUACUAUCACACAAUAUCUCCAAAGAGCAGAUGAAAGAGACGAGAAAAUCUUAGAGAAGAUAUUCAGCAUAGUUGCCAACAAUAUCAGUGAAAUAAACUUUGAAUUUUUGCAACAAAAACUAAACAUGACAAGCUCAGAAAGCAUCAGCUCUGUAAGGAAUACUACUCCAUUGUUAAAUGAAAGAAUCUACCAAGCCUUUGUCAAGUGGAAAGCAGAUCAGAACGUGUUACUCACAGCUACGGCCUUAAGAGACCAACUUGUUCGGGGACUAAAUAUGAUUGGUGCCUACGACAUAAUGGAUAAGAUCACAGCUUUGAAUCUUUAUACAAGUGCCAUCAAACUCUAGCCGGUGGAUCCGAGUAGAAGCUGAAAACUUACGAUGCACUCAUAGAAUAUGGUACAAGGGAAUUAUUUGCAUACAGUGUCUCUUUUUUUGUU